Pocillopora damicornis (cauliflower coral) is the source of this 1822-nucleotide messenger RNA. RefSeq names its product zinc transporter 6. Gene Ontology annotation, biological process: transmembrane transport; zinc ion transport. The record is from RefSeq and is a predicted model, not a curated record. Gene Ontology annotation, cellular component: membrane; Golgi apparatus. Lineage: Eukaryota; Metazoa; Cnidaria; Anthozoa; Scleractinia; Pocilloporidae. Gene Ontology annotation, molecular function: monoatomic cation transmembrane transporter activity.
AUGGAUAGCUCACAAAAACUUCCGUCAUAUAACAGUGCGACUGCAGCUGCCACACCAAGCAUAGGAACGGAGAGAUUACUUAGAUAUCUUCCUAAAAAACAGUCAGAGGUUCGACAAGUUGCCAUAGAUAUUCCAGAAACUGGUAACAGCCAAUUGAUGAACCAAGAUGUUCUUAAAGCUGGCUUGACUGCUCUAGAAAGAGCAAAAAGUUUGCGAAUGAGAGGGACACUGAAUGAAGAGGAACGGGUGACAUUGUCAAGUGCUAUAAAGCCAUUUCCACAAAGAUCCCAGCCAAUUAUGAAGAGAGCCAGAAGGGAACUACAGAGUGUUCUAGCUGAGAGACAGGGAUGGAGGAUCUUCUGGAUGAUUAUUUUAAAUGCUCUUUGUUCUUUUGGACUCUUUGUUUACAGUGGAUCAACAAAUAGUUUAGCUCUCACAUCAUUUAGCUACCUGACAAUAUUUGAUUUACUAAGUCUUUUAACAUGCCUUUUAUCACUUUGGGUGUCACUUCAGAAACCAUCCACAACUUUUUCAUUUGGUUAUGAGAGAUUUGAAGUGUUGGCGGUAUUUACUACCACAGUGCUUGUGAUGUUUGGAGCUCUAUUUAUUGUUAAAGAAAGCACUGAAAGGUUGUUAAUGCCUCCAGAAGUUAUGACAGAUAAUCUUCUUCCUGUCACGUCAGUUGGGUUGUUCUUACACUUACUUGUGACUUAUGGUGUCACUAAUAAGCCCUUCAGUCUAGUGUCUAAAGCUGCUUCAUCAAAUUGGUUGCAGGAUGCAGUGAAUGAUUUUGGUCACAGCAUUUGUGGGUUUGCACCAUUCUUGGGCAAAGUUCUUGUGCAGCGAUUCAACCCUAUAGCUCUGCUAGGUGUGGCAGGAGCAGCGUUAGUUUUAACAACUGAUUUUUUAAUCAACUACAAUCAAUCCUUCAUUGCUGACAGCUUUUGUGCGAUAGUAACAGCAUUUAUGAUGUGGGCAACCAUGUUACCACUCAGCAUAUACAGUGGACAGAUUCUUCUACAGACUUGCCCCAUUGAUAUCAUGAAUCAGAUAGACAAGUGUCUGCGUGAGGCAUCUACCCUAGAUGGUGUGUUGGAAUUUAGAAAUGAGCACUUCUGGACAGUUUCAUUUGGAAGAAUGGCUGGUUCCUUGCAUGUCAGAGUAAGAAGAGAUGCUAGUGAACAGAUGGUGCUAGCUCAUGUAACAAACAAGUUAUCUAGUCAUGUAACACACUUAACAAUUCAAGUAUUCAAAGAUGAUUGGAUACGACCGUCAAGUACUACAAAGGUCAACAUUCCAAGUCUACCAUCUGUGGCUGGUUCUCCUAGCAGCUCUCUGCUAACAAGGCCCUACAGCAGUCCACAGUUGUACAAGACUAACUCCCCACCAGUCACAAGAGGACUGGAUAGACCCAAAACAGACAACAGGACAGCUACAAACAAAGCUUCAACUCCUUUCAUGACCAUCUCUCCACACAAGACAUCAUGAUGGUUACCAAACCUUCAAUCUCAAUAUCUGGAACCAAAUUCUCCCAACUGUUAACAUUUUAUUCCUCCAUCACUCCAUCCUGAGAAUCUGUUGUGCAUCAAUAACAAAGCAACAUCCCAGAGUUAAAAAUUUCCUAUAUUAUCUUUGUCUUUCUAACUGAAAUUUGAUCAAAUUGUAAGGAGAAUUUAGGUAUUGAGCACUAGUGAGAGUUAAAUGUAAGGAUCUAAUUAAAUGAAGUGUCAGUAGCCUUAUUUAUUUUUUGACAUCAUUAGUCUGUCAUUAUAACUGAAAGCAGUUGAGGCUAAAAAUGCAAAUAAACUCUAUGUUUUCUCUA